Molecule: messenger RNA, 1645 nt
Organism: Haliotis rubra (blacklip abalone)
Lineage: Eukaryota; Metazoa; Mollusca; Gastropoda; Lepetellida; Haliotidae
Exons: 4
Coding region: 386-1645 (419 amino acids)
Source: RefSeq, a predicted model, not a curated record
UGUAUUAAACUCCUUGUUUAUUUUACUCAGGUGUUGUGUUGUGUGUGGUCUGGUUGGUAUAGUCAGACCUCUUGCCAAGCGAGCUAAUUCCCCAACUCGCGUUUUAACAAGUGGCGGAGAAUCAAAAAUCGGCCUAUGGCUACAUACCAACCCACAAAUUACAACACCAGAGUCGGACACAGCCACAGCCACAGCCGACCUCCGACCUUGUCACAGAAUCCAGCGGCCUUGACGAACUACUGGAGGACCUUACAACAUUAGCUUCGGGCCCAAACACUGACAGCGUUAAUCCUCCCGUAACUAUCAACGGAGACGGUAUUGCGUCGGCCCCAAACACAGACGGUGGUAUUCAUCAAGCAGUGCCGCAUCACACUCAGUCCCCAAUAUGGCAUACGUGAGUAAUCUGGUGCCAAAAUUCAAUGGCACCGGCAACGCCCGACAAUGGCUGAAGAAGAUGGAUUGUCUUAGACAGCACCAAUCACUGAGUGAUUCCGUCUACUUGAACCUCCUGCCAUUGUAUUUAGAUGGACCCGCUGCUACUUGGCUGGACUCGCUUCAUCCAGCCCCAACAACCGCAGCCCAAUUCGAAGCCGUCUUUACUCGUAGGUUCACGGAUGUCACCUCACAGACGGCUUUCCUGUCCGCCCGCCAAAAUAACACCGAGUCCGGGCCUGCCUUCAUUGAACGCGUCCAGGAGAAGACAGUCGGCCUCCAGAUCCCCGAGACCCUCCUUGUUCAGGUCAUCAUCAAUGGCCUGCAGCCUCCUUUAAAGGGAUUGGUUAUUCCCCAUGGUCCACAGUCACUGGAGGCACUGUCACAUCAGGUGAGACUGGCUGAAGCAACUCUUCAAGCCACCCAGGGCGCCACUCCAUCCAUCUCAUCUGUGACGUCAACUGGGGUUGACAACAGUCAACUGGCCACCAUCGCUGCUCUGUUGACAACACAACAGCAGCAACUUGACAAGUUGACUGCUCAGAUGGCCCACGUUCCCCAGAGGCAGAAUGUCAACAGAUAUGUCAGCCGGGACCCGCCUCACCAACCUAGGGUCAACACUCGUCGUUUUGCACAACCACUGCAGCAACAACAACGGCAACAACAACCGCGGAGCAGCUACAGACAACCUUCAGGAAAGAGGCACAUCUCUAACAUCCUCUGUAUCCUGAUAGUCGUCAUUUUCCAACCAUUGCUUGCUUCACCACUAGCCCUUGAAGACUCAGUACUUCGUGUAAAUUAUGGCAUUGCCUUCACACCAUCGAAGGACACUACAGAUUUCAGUCAAGAUAAGAAAGACCAUCUGAGUUUAUCCCGACUGGUACAAAGGGCCAAGAAUAGAAAAAUUGCCUUUACCAAUUUAGCUGAACCUAUCCUUGAUGGUUCAGCUAUCCCUGUUGCUUCGUGGCCCAACCUUAACUCCAUACUGGCACUUAUUGCCUUAACCUUGGCAUGCGCAUCUACUCUUGCUUUUGUAUACACCUUCCAGAGAAUACGCACAAUCUCCACCCUGCUCAUACUGCUCCAGACCAAAUCCCAUGGCAGCCAUAUCGCCCCCACCGCCACACCCCCAACUGUCACACACAUUGGUCAAGCCACGUGGCUCAGCUUGACCUUCGCCACCAUGAUGCGAUGUAAGGAGCUGUCUCGUUAA